AUGAGUUCACCUCAAGCUGUUCAACCACUCACAGCAUUUGAAUAUCAAAUAAUCAAUAAUGCUCAAAAUGCAGUUACGGAAGCGCAAGAAAUUGUCAAAGUGAGUUUUUUGAAGCCUGAAAUUAUCACCAAAAAUACCUGAAUUUUUUACAGAUCGUUGAAAAUCGACUGAUCGCUCCUAUGCACUUUUCAAAUAGGAAACUCACGUUUCAAUUAGCGAGCAAAGUGUUCUAUCAGGCUUCUAUGUUUGAUUUUAUUCUCGUAAGUUUUCUAAAAAAAUCAAGAACAUAAUAUUAUUUUUUUCAGGUAAGAGUUUUUCAAGCUAUUUCAAAGGACCCACAAGAUAACGCCGCUCGGGAAUAUUUGGAACAAGUCAACAUGGAGAUUGGCUUUAAUCAACACAUUCUGAUGGAGGUAUUUUUUUUUGUUUUCAUAGAUUUUUUGCCAGUCGAAAAAAAAAAUUUCAAUUAGAAUUUAGAAAAAAAAAGUAUUCUUAAGCUUUGUAGGCUCAACUUUGAAAACAUUCGAACUCAUAAAUAUUCUAUUUCAGCAUUUCUCCGCCUUCAAAGAAAGUGAUGCGUAUUUCACAUGGUCGUCAUAA
This is a messenger RNA of Caenorhabditis angaria, 600 nucleotides long. The record is from the annotation of a GenBank genome assembly. Lineage: Eukaryota; Metazoa; Nematoda; Chromadorea; Rhabditida; Rhabditidae.